This is a messenger RNA of Sphaeroforma arctica JP610, 573 nucleotides long. RefSeq lists its product as hypothetical. Lineage: Eukaryota; Ichthyosporea; Ichthyophonida. The transcript has 2 exons. The coding region runs from base 1 to 573 and encodes 190 amino acids. The record is from RefSeq and is a predicted model, not a curated record.
AUGGGAGACGUAGCCGUUCGCCGUCUUGGAGCAGCUCUGGAGUGGGCGACAAUGGUGCUACCUCUGACCGCAGCUAUCGGAGUGGGAGUGAAAUUCCCAAACAUAUCACUUGUCACAUCUGUGGCAAGAACCAUUAUUGGGUUGACUGCCCACAGCGGGUGGCUCCGGCCGGGGCGGCGGCUGCCACUGCUAACAUGCGUAAGAAAGAGCAGAAGUGACGGUGCGAGGGGCCCCACGGUGCCAUACUUAGUGGGCUAUAGUGAACUCGAGGUCUACUGUGACUCUGGUUCCUACCCGUCCAUGAUGCUUCGUUUGGUGGCGGAACGCAAAGGCCUGGUGUCGGUGGAGGUGGAGCAAAACGUGCUCCAGGCCUAUGACGGCUCGCUUAAAGCUUCUCCUUUAGAAGGGGUGGUUACUACUGUAUUAUUACAAGUUUUCUCUAAAGAAGCGGGGGCGCUGGGCUAUUUCCUGACAGAGGAAAACACGUUCUACGUGGUGGACAUGGUUCCCCUGGGUCGAGAUAUUCCUUCAUCAGACUGGCACAUCUGGUUGGCUGAUCGGAGGAUCAACUAG